Molecule: messenger RNA, 2820 nt
Organism: Coffea arabica (coffee)
Lineage: Eukaryota; Viridiplantae; Streptophyta; Magnoliopsida; Gentianales; Rubiaceae
Source: RefSeq, a predicted model, not a curated record
AUGGCAAAGGCGUUGUAUUCACCAGAAAUGAUUUUCAAUGCGGCAGUAGCAAUUGACGCAGACAAGAAUAGCCAGUUUGCUGUGAAAUGGGCGGUCGACCGCCUGAACUUGAAUGGUUUUAUCACCCUCCUCCAUGUCAAAACUCAACAGAAUUCCUCUCCUCAAGAAGAUGUUCCCAAAGAAGGACGUGCGCCUACGAAAGAUGAGCUGGCGAAGUUCUUUCUUCCAUAUCGUGGAUUUUGUGCUCGAAAAGGGGUUAGAGUACACGAGGUGGUUCUCCAUGACAUUGACGUUGCCAGAGCAAUAGCUGAAUACGUUAUUGAUAACUCCAUCAGCAUGAUUGUGCUCGGAGCUUCAUCUCGGAGUGCCCUAGCCAGGGCAUUCAGAGCUCAGGAUAUGCAAAGUCAAUUAAUCAAGUCCAUCCCAGAUUUUUGUGCAGUUUAUGUUGUAUCCAAGGUAAGAGCUCAGGCUGUUAAAUCAGCUACUCGAUCUCCCAAUGCAAGCAGCAUAGCCAGUUCCAGGCAGCAGCCUCAAGUAGGAUAUUUAUCAGAUACUCCAGGUUCCCAACAGCUUACAUGCAAGGGAAGCUGGAGAAGUGCAGGCUCUGAUAGAUCACACUCCGAUGGAGGUAGCCCUGCAGUAUACUCUGAUAAGAGUAGUAGAGACUUUGUGCCAAUGACUUCAAGGAGGGGGCAAAGCAAGAAUCGUUCACCUCAGUACCCCUCGCCUCAGCAUCCAUUAAGUAGUUCGGGAACUGAUUUUCUGCAUCUACCUCCAUUGGACCGGCAGCCCAACAGCAAAAAUAUUUCACCUCCAAAAACCGCAGAUUCUUUGCAAAUCUGUCUCUAUAACAGAAAUCCAGGCAGCAAAACACCAUCCAACCAGCUCUCAGGGAACAAUUUAAAUCUCCAUUUUCCAAUUCCAGGAAGUCCAUCCCAUUCCCUCUCUGGCUCCAGUGAUCGCUCAGAGCCACUAAGUUUUCAAUCAUCUAAUUUGUCCUUUGAGCUUCUAGACCAGUCACAUACGUCAGAUGCGUCCUGGACCUCCUCCUCUUCACAAGGCACAGGGGAACUAGAGGAGGAAAUAAAGAGAUUAAAACAGGAAUUAAAGCAAAGUAUGGAAAUGUAUAAUUCAGCAUGCAAAGAAGCACUGACAGCCAAAGGGAAGGUACAAUUCUGGGUUCAAAUCACUGUUCGUACCAUUUUCAUAAAAGCACAAAACCAUGUGACCUAUUAUUGUAUUAAUCAAGUUUGUUUUCAUUUCCAGGCAAGGGAGAUUGAUGAAUGGAAAUUGGAUGAGGCACGCAGAAUAGAAGGGUGCAGGCAAACCCGAGAGUUUGCAAUGAUUAUGGUGGAGACUGAAAAGCAUAAAUGCAAGGCAGCUAUUGAAGCAGCACAAAUGGCACAACGUCUUGCAGAAUUGGAGUCCCAAAAACGAAAGGAGGCAGAGAUGAAACUCCUGCACGAGGCAGAAGAGAAGAAGAAAGCUAUGGAUGCUUUAGCACACUGUGAUAUUAGAUACAGAAAAUACAGUAUUGAAGAAAUUGAAACUGCAACUGGUUAUUUCUCACCUUCAGAAAAAAUUGGUGAAGGUGGAUAUGGGCCUGUUUAUAAAGCCUAUCUUGAUCACACGGCUGUUGCUAUAAAGGUGUUGAGGUCAGAUAUUUCACAAGGGAAAAAGCAAUUCCAAAGAGAGGUUGAGGUGCUAAGCCACAUGAGACAUCCACACAUGGUUCUCCUUCUGGGUGCCUGCCCCGAGUAUGGGUGCCUUGUAUACGAAUAUAUGGAGAAUGGAAGCUUAGAAGACCGGCUUUUCUGCAGGAAUGGCAGCACUCCACUACCAUGGACCAUCCGUUUCAGAAUAGCAGCAGAGAUUGGCACGGCCCUUCUCUUCCUUCACCAAACAAGACCAGAGCCCAUCGUCCAUCGCGACCUUAAACCAGCCAAUAUCCUCUUAGACCGAAACUAUGUGAGCAAGAUUGGCGAUGUUGGCUUGUCCAGGCUAGUUCCACCGUCAGUGGCUGAUAGUGUUACUCAAUAUCAUAUGACUGCAGCAGCCGGUACAUUUUGCUACAUUGACCCAGAGUAUCAACAAACCGGGAUGCUAUGUACUAAAUCAGACAUUUAUUCCUUUGGUGUACUGCUGCUACAAAUCAUUACGGCAAGGACUGCCAUGGGUCUAACAUAUCAUGUAGAAGAGGCGAUUGAGCAUGGAUCAUUUCAAGAGACACUUGAUCCCAAAGUGGCUGAUUGGCCAGUUGAGGAUGCUCUGUCAUUUGCAAAAUUAGCUCUAAAGUGUUGUGAACUGCGGAGGAGAGACAGGCCAGACCUUGGCUCAGUCAUAUUGCCUGAACUGGAACGGCUCAGAGAUCUUGGAUCAGAUGCCAAAGCCGGAAGUGGGAAUGGGAACCUAGAUGAAGCCAUUCUUCAUAACCAAGUUUCCCAAGAAAGCAUACCUCUCAGCCAGGAGGCAAGCAGCAGCAAUUCUGAUGCUAAAAUGGAAAACUAAUGCAGAUACACUUUAAAAAAUGGAAGCACCUGAAUGCAACCUUGAAGAAUCUUCUGAGCUAGUUCUUCAAAAGUGGCUACCUGAUUAUUGCUUGUAUAGAUCAGAUACGCUUGGGCAUCUUGCCCUGUAGGACAUUUUUCUUUCUCUCUGCUUUUCCAUUUUGGGACAGUGUCCUGCAAUAAUCUAGACCUCGUAGUAACUAAUCUUGUGCAUGUGCACACUCCAAAUAUGGGGUGAGCCUGACAGGUGCACGUAAACCCUAGAAUAUUUGAACUCAAGACUCGAGUAAUAUAACCAACGUCUUGGAUAUCU